Molecule: messenger RNA, 312 nt
Organism: Plasmopara halstedii
Lineage: Eukaryota; Oomycota; Peronosporomycetes; Peronosporales; Peronosporaceae
Exons: 1
Coding region: 1-312 (103 amino acids)
Source: RefSeq, a predicted model, not a curated record
AUGAAGUACAUGCUUCAAAUCAGAACACUCGAUAUCAAAGGCUCUGACCAUUUCUCAAAUCACACCGGUGAUGUGAAACCCGCGCUCUUCGUGUUGCCGGAGCAGAUUUCCCAGCGGUUUGAUGGCCAUAAGGAAAAGUAUGAGGUGUGCCUGUCGAUUCGUAUAACGAAGCUUCACCCAAUCAGUGAAAGCGCCACCGCAGCCUAUGCGGUCGAGCACCUGAAACGUAUAGUCCCGAUUGACCAGGUUGUAUGUCUUCUCAAAGUCGAGAACCAUGGCAUAGACUUCCACUUUGCGAGCAGUUCCUGCUAA